Molecule: messenger RNA, 288 nt
Organism: Aspergillus ruber CBS 135680
Lineage: Eukaryota; Fungi; Ascomycota; Eurotiomycetes; Eurotiales; Aspergillaceae
Product: cytochrome c oxidase subunit VIIa
Exons: 4
Coding region: 99-284 (61 amino acids)
Biological process (GO): mitochondrial electron transport, cytochrome c to oxygen
Source: RefSeq, a predicted model, not a curated record
CGCCUGCCUUUUCCACUCCCUCCCACGUCCCAAACCACGCCGUUCGCCAGCUUCCCUCCGUCCUCGCCCUGAGUCGCUUGCUCACAUCCUUUUUUGCAAUGGCCUCCGCUAUUCCUCCCAUUACCGGCAUGCUCCGCCGGGGUCUCGUGCUUGACCUGAGUACCGCUUUUGGUUUCGGUACCACCUUCGGUUAUCUCUGGUGGUACGGCUUCCACCUCGAGCGCGUCCGCGAGCGUGACACCUACUACGCCAAGCUCGACCAGGAGCGUGCCUCGCAGAAAUAAAUUC